AUGGCAUCUCUCACAGCCCGUUUGCUCGGUGCAGCCUUGGUGACUGGUUCUGGGGGGACAGGCAUUGGUAAUGCUGUUGCGAGAGGCCUUGCUCGCUCAGGCUGUACAAAGAUUGCUAUAACAGAUAUUGACGCCAAAACGCUACAAAAAACCAAAGACGAUAUAUUAUCUAUUGACUCUUCCAUCGAGGUGUUCAGUGCCGCCGGAGAUAUCGCAGACGAGGCCUUUGUCAAUUCAUUCACUGACGAAGCGUUUUCGAGGUUCUCUCGACUUGACUAUGGCGUAAACUGUGCAGGUAUUUUAGGAGAGAAACCUGUGAAAGCAAUAGACAUGCCGAUGGACGCAUUUGACCGCUUGCACAACAUUAACUAUCGUGGAUCGUGGCUGAGUUCUCGCGCGCAGCUGAGAAAUAUGCUCAAACAAUCUCUACCCAAUAAUGCGGUGCAACGAGGUUCCAUCGUCAACAUCGCCAGUCAAUUGGGAGUUGUUGCACGGCCAGGGGCAGCUGCGUACUGUGCUUCAAAGGCGGCCAUUAUCAACAUGACCAAAGCAAAUGCGAUCGACUACUCUACGGAUGGUAUUCGUGUAAACUGUGUGUGUCCAGGAGUUAUCGAGACGCCAAUGACACAAGGAUCCCCAGAGAUGAGAGAAGCCUUGAAGCCUGCUAUCAACAUCGCCCCAAUGAGGAGGAUGGGUACACCAGAUGAAGUUGCUAAUGCGGUCCUGUUCUUAUGCUCACCACAGGCUUCAUUCAUUCAAGGUCAUGCACUAGUUGUAGAUGGUGGCUACACAAUAAAUUAA
Plenodomus lingam JN3 is the source of this 801-nucleotide messenger RNA. RefSeq lists its product as uncharacterized. The record is from RefSeq and is a predicted model, not a curated record. NCBI's taxonomy places the organism in Eukaryota, Fungi, Ascomycota, Dothideomycetes, Pleosporales, Leptosphaeriaceae.